ACGGUGCGGCAGCUUUAAGCGAAGCUCACGUUACACGGCUGUGUUGCAGGAUUGUAUAAAAACAGGAGGGAGGGUGGUGUAGUGAUUGCAGGCGCCGGAUCUCAUGCAUUGCACAGAGGAAACCGGCGGACUCGCAGCUCGUUCUCUGCACCUCCCUGAUACCAUGCAGCGUACCGGGAGAGGGUAAUGUUGACCGUCCAACUCCUGGUUGUGGCUCUGAUCGCCACCACCAGCCUCCCGCCUUGCAGGGGCUGGAGUGGAGAGGACUUUAUCCUGCAAUCCAACGGCACUUCUCUCAACUUCUCCUUGGCUGCCUUGGAGUUGGAUUCUGCUCCGGGGGCUGCCAAGGCGGAUAGUCCCGUCGCCCAGAGUAACCGGUGCAACCUCACCGUCGUGAGGCUGGUGUCCACCUCGCUGCUAGCCCGUUGGGAGAGAUCGCUGGGUUUCCACUGCGACGUGCUUCUGUUCACCACCAACACCAACGCCAGGUCGUUCUUCUCGGCAGCUUUCAACCGGGUCUUCCCCCCGCUCAUCAUCGACCAUGUGGGAGUCGGGGGCGGGGGACAGCAGGAAUUCAAGCUCUGCGUAGGAUGCGGGGGAAGCCAGCGCAAGAGGAGGACACCACUACAGGGACAGCAGGUUAAUUUUUGUUGCCUGGACUUCAGCCUGGAGGAGCUGAGCUGGGACAAAGGCUGGAGACUCAACCGUAAGCCCAUCGAAUCCACCCUGGUGGCUUGUUUCAUGACCAUGGUGAUCAUCAUUUGGAGCGUGGCUGCUCUAAUCUGGCCGGUGCCCAUCAUCGCAGGCUUCCUACCCAACGGCAUGGAGCAGAGGAGAGGCUGACGUUUGUCAGCUUGCAGCCUUGGACUAUACCCGGGCGGGCGACCUGAAAUUUAUCCAGUUCUCCAUCCACCGUCCCACGCCAGGGGGAACAGAGUUACAAGCGGUCACUGCCCGCAACCGCACCUCUGAGGCAUCGCACGCUUCUUGGUGAUACAGUCUCGCUGAGAGUAAAUAGAAAGAAUUCGGCAGCGGCGGAUGAGAAGGUGUUUGCUGAGCCUUUGGUCGUGCAACCUGUAGCGCAAUUAUCUUUCUUUUGUACUCGUACUUAGAUCUGCAAGUUAACUUAUAGCGACGGUUUUCUUUCGGACGGAUCGGACCAGCCUUUCUAGCAUUUAAACCAUCAAGAGUACUUAUUUAACACGUUUAUUUUCUGGAGAUACAGGUAAUAAGUGUAAGCUUUGAGUCGUGGCAUAUGAUUGAUUUGCUCCAUCUCGUCUUCCCGAGAUUUGGGUAACAGCAUGGUGUUUUUCAUUUGUAGAUUUCAUAGUCUCCAAGCACUGCUUGUCAGUGAAUUUGCCUUUUUUUUUG
This is a messenger RNA of Mobula hypostoma (lesser devil ray), 1371 nucleotides long. Its product is annotated as transmembrane protein 158. Bases 187 to 843 code for a protein of 218 amino acids. The transcript has a single exon. Lineage: Eukaryota; Metazoa; Chordata; Chondrichthyes; Myliobatiformes; Myliobatidae. The record is from RefSeq and is a predicted model, not a curated record.